This is a messenger RNA of Bolinopsis microptera, 2933 nucleotides long. Its product is annotated as coadhesin-like. The record is from RefSeq and is a predicted model, not a curated record. Lineage: Eukaryota; Metazoa; Ctenophora; Tentaculata; Lobata; Bolinopsidae. The transcript is spliced from 17 exons. The coding region runs from base 4 to 2136 and encodes 710 amino acids.
AGAAUGAAAGAAAUGAAGUUGCUGUGGUUCCUUUUAACCUUGGUGCAACUGUUUUCCGGAGUGAGUUCAUUUAGAAGAAAUAGUGGUCGCAGACGGACAAAUACGAGUUGUAAGGUUCACGACGGGGGUUGGUCAGAUUGGGAGGAAUGGACUAACUGUAUCUGUGAUGGUGAUGGUGCAGGGUUAAGAAAGAGAACUAGAGUUUGUGAUAAUCCUAGACCUUUUGGUUGUUACGGCAAACAGGCUAAAGACUGUCAAGGAUUAGCUUACGAAACAAAGGUUUGUGAUGCUCACGAGCAGUGCUGUGACGCGGGCAAGAAAGUAGAUGGAGGGUGGACGGAUUGGAGUGAUUGGAGUAAUUGUGACUGUGAUCUCGAAACAGAGACUGGAACUAGGAACAAAACACGUACUUGUGAUAAUCCUGCGCCUGCUUGUGGUGGCAGUAAAUGCGAAGGAUCAACAAGUGUUAGUGAGGAAUGCAACGAGCAGUGCUGCAAGGACUGCUGUAAAACUGAAAAUGGGGGCUGGUCUGACUACAGUGAAUGGGGUCCAUGUUUCUGUAACCAUACUGACGGUACUGGUGCUAUAACCCGAACAAGGGAAUGUACAAAACCAACCCCUUCUUGUAGUGGCAGCGAAUGUAUUGGACCAAAAGUUGAAACAGGGAGCUGUGACGGGGACUGUUGCCAGACAACCCACGGGGGUUGGUCCGAGUGGAAGGAGUCCGGUUCCUGCCAGUGUAACUCAGAUGUAGGCUCCGGGACUUGGACUAAAACCCGGCAUUGUAACAGUCCCUACCCUCAAUGUGGGGGUAGUUUUUGUGAGGGUGAUAGUGUGCUGACGGGAAACUGCGACGAAGAAUGCUGUCAAACAGUGGACGGAGGUUGGGCGGAGUGGAGGAGCUGGAACAGUUGUGUUUGUGACUACAGUUCUGGAGCUGGGGUGAAGACCAGGACUAGGAGCUGCACAGAUCCCGCUCCUUUCUGCCACGGAUCUGAUUGUGAUGGCGACCGAGUGGAAUAUGGUGUUUGUCUUUUUGAGUGCUGUAAAUCAGUGCAUGGAGGCUGGACAAAUUGGUCCUCUUGGAAUAUGUGCGUCUGUGACUACAUCUCUGGAACUGGAAACAUGAUAAGAUCCAGAUCCUGUACAGAUCCCGCUCCUUCCUGUCAUGGACAGGACUGCGUGGGGAAUAUCCUGGAACAUACAUCCUGUGAUGAUCAAUGCUGUGAAUCAGUAAACGGGAACUGGACAAGUUGGGGAUCUUGGAGCAUGUGUGUCUGUGAUUACAAUGCUGGUACUGGAUCUCAUAUGAGAACCAGAUCCUGUACAGAUCCUGCCCCUUCCUGUCAUGGAGCGGACUGUGAGGGUAAUAUGGUGGAGCACGGAAAGUGUGAUCAUCAGUGCUGUACUCUAGUGAACGGGAACUGGAACAGUUGGGGUAACUGGAGCACAUGUAUUUGUGAUUACAAUGCUGGUACAGGAUCUCAGAUGAGAACCAGAGCCUGUACAGAUCCUGCCCCUGCAUGUCAUGGAGCAGAUUGCGAAGGAGAUAUGAUUGAACACGGCAAAUGUGACGAUCAAUGCUGCACGUCACUGAACGGAGGAUGGAGUGAGUGGGCUGACUGGGGACCUUGUAUUUGCGAGAGUAACUCUACUAGUACUAAAGGGGUUAUCAGGAGGGAUCGGUAUUGUACUAACCCUCAACCCUCCUGUCACGGCAAAAUGUGUGAUGGGGUCAAUACGGAAGUUGCGAAGUGUGCUUCUCCGACUGCAUGUUAUCAAGAUAUAGUGCCUGUUAUGGGCAGUUAUAUUGAGGCCGAGAAAUCUGAGUCACUGCAGUCCUCAGACACCUUCUCAAGUACAAACCUGCCGCUAAUUAUUUGUGGUGUGGCUGCGAUAGCGGGAAUAGUCCUAGCUGGAAUGGCUAUUGUUGCAGUUAUAUUUCUGGUCAGACGGAAAAGACGAGAGCAAUCAGUUAUUUUAGAUACAGUAACUCCUCUGGAGGCAGCCCAGUCCACUCCACCACCAGCAGUGUUCUCCCCAGUCCCACCACCAGAGACGUGCCAAACCUCCCCAUCUUCAGCACAUCGGUUUGAUGCCAUCGAAAAUGACUACAUGGACUUCACAGAACUUUGAAGUCAGACAAUAAUUCACGUGAUUAUGAGAUCAGUUUGCUGGAAAUCAGACUUACUCAAGUGAAGCUGAGUUGCUUGGGGAUCAAUAUCUAUUAAACCAGCUCAAAAAGUGGCGGAUAAUCUGCUUAAAAUGAAGCUGAGUCGAAGUUUGAGUCUUCUAUCGGACUUUAUUGUGGUCGAGAAGCUGAAGACAACCAACCAAUCCAUGUCAGAGAUAGAAAGUAGUGACAGUAAGGAUGAACCACAAAACCAUAUAAAUAUAUGGGCUGACAUUUGUCCAAAUUAAAGAGGCGUCAUUCAAAACAAGUUAUUAAAUCGGGCUUGUAAAAUGAAGCAGAAACCGUGACCCAACAAACGAUACAUUAACUAAUACAUGUAUUUUGUUUUAUGAUUUGGAAGAGAAACGAAGAUUUUGAAGUGAUAUUCUGCAGUGAAACAGACCAUUAUUAUAUGGGUCACAAUCAAAAAGUGUAAAACGAGGUUAUGAAAAUGAAAUAAAUAUGGCUCAUUGAUUUUGAAAGAAAUUAAGAAGGGGUCAACCCUUAUCUUAUCAAUAAUUAUUAUUAUUAUUAUUGAAAUUCACAAAUCAUUACAAUUAGAUUUCGAUUCCUGUGUCAGACUAAUAAAGAAAUAAAAACUAAAAUUUUUAGAUAAAAAUUGCAAGAUUUAUUGAAUUUGCAUUUUUAUUGUUGCAUAUAUGUUCAUUUUCCACACUAUUACAAGUUAAUUAUCAAUAUCAUUAUUGUUUUUACCCUUGCACAAAAUAACCAUCGGGGAUAAGAGUUUGUUUGCCUUUUU